Ixodes scapularis (black-legged tick) is the source of this 1485-nucleotide messenger RNA. RefSeq lists its product as uncharacterized. The record is from RefSeq and is a predicted model, not a curated record. The coding region runs from base 11 to 1399 and encodes 462 amino acids. NCBI's taxonomy places the organism in Eukaryota, Metazoa, Arthropoda, Arachnida, Ixodida, Ixodidae. The transcript has 2 exons.
CACUCUGUGUAUGGCGGGGUGUGCUUUUGGUCUGGCUGCAGGAACCGUUUUUGUGGCGAUGAUUCUUCUCGUGACUGUCUUUCGGGACAUUGGACAAAUCAAGGUCAAGAGGCAGCUGAGGGCCCUCGACAUCCAUGUGAAAAGAGAUGAUCCGCCAAUAACUACUGAGCGGCGAAACCGAUCUACGCAGGAAUCUAACAAUGCAUCGAAACCAGAAAAAUCAUUGAAUCUUGAAAAUCCAUUGCGAUAUUUAUCCACCAUAGCAUAUAAUUCAAAGAACCGCUUAAUAACACCAACGAGGUAUGAGCUUUCUCCCGCCAUACUAAUGCCGUCAUCAUCAGAUCGGACACAGAUUUCUUCAAUCGGUGCUAACAGAGCGAGCGUAUCAAGGCGAAUUAUACUGCUGUUUCCAGCUUCCUCCGUAACCAUGGCUGCUAGCGCAAGCUCUCUAAUAGAAACAAAAGAGAACUCGGUGACCAAAGGUAGCAAGGACUCUGGCUGCACAAUAAAGAAAAUUGAUCAAGCAGAACGAAAAGGAGCAGAAUCUCUUGAAGAAACAGCACAAAUGACCGCAGCUUCUAAGGGCAAAAAAGUUACAAGGCGAAUUCACGUCCACGAUGAUCGAACGUGGAGUUCUACUCAGACACUUCAGUUUACAGAACCAUUCGGCGGCAAUAAUGACGACGAAAAAGCUGAAUCAUUUCCCUCAAACAAUCGACACGAUGGCCGGCGUAAAACGGGCGUGUAUGAGAUGACGGAGCCAUUCCAAAACAGAGAAAUUAAUAAUGGUCAAGAUGGCAAGGUGAACAUAGACAUUCCCAUCAUGCAUCACCCGGGAGUCACUAAUGACGCGGUAACCCGGCACCAACAUGUCAGAAAGUCUCAAAUCGCCGUCCCUGUCCAGAGGAAGAUUAGCCAGCAGAUUCAGAACGGUCUGUUCAAAAUUCUCCCCGUGGCCACUACGACGAGCGAGUUCAUCGAUGCUCAAGAAACGGAGUUCUUUGUUGAUUAUUCGUACGAUGAAAUAGACGCGCGACAUAUCAACCCAUACAAAAAAAUAAAAGAGAACACUCCAUACUCGAGAAAUAAAAGACCUGAAACGAAACGUGCGAAAGGCGAAGACUUCCCCUACCAGCGACAUUUUAUGAUGCAUGGAAACAGCGCAGUAGUGGACAAGUCGAUGAUGGCUCAUACUGAAAGGCGGAACCGUGCUUUUAAGGAAUUAUUUUUGGCGUAUUCGAUGCCCUCAGCAUCUAAUACUUCAAUUAAGGUGUUCAAGGUACCCCGACAAAGAUUUACGAAGACGGUCACAAAUUCAGUAGUCUCAAGCAUGCCAGAGGCGAAGAGGACAAUGUCUACUGACAUUGAAUAUCUGGCAGACGGACACAGCGGUCCAUAGCCAAGCUAAGCCUUCUGAGACAACAACGGAAGCUUUCGUUUCUGUGGGACUUUAUCCGAUUGUCGAUUCUCUUUAUUUUAAUACAC